AACUCUGGGGACGGGGGCUCUAUUUCCUCUCAUCCUUUUCUUUCCUCAUAUCCUUCUCUUCUUAUAUCACUACCACCCUGACCUCUAGAAGAUUCACAAACUCAUCGUCUUUUACCGAUUGUGGAUCUCUUUCCUUUCAUCCUUCACUCGCCUUCUAGGCCCGGGAAAAACACAAACUUGUGGGUUUGUAAGAGAUUUUAAGGGAGCGAAGAUAAGCAAAUAUGGGCUCUAUACUCGACAACGUUGUCACUGGCCUCAUAGAGUCCUUGGCCGGUCUACUCAGAGACGAAGCAAAGUUCCUUGCUGGAGUGGAGGAUACAGUCAAUUCACUUAGUGGGGACCUCGAUUUUAUAAAUAGCUUCCUGAAGAAGUCAGAAGGAAAACGGAACGAUGAAAUAGUGAGGGUGGUAGUCCGGCAAAUCAAGAAAGUGGCUAACGAGGCUGAGGAUAUUAUCGACGAUUUCAUCGUCAAGGUCGCGGAAUACAGGAGGAAGUGCGUGAUAAGGAGGAUACUUCAUGCCCCUGCUCACGCAAUGAUGCUUCGAAACGUUGGAAGUAAGAUUGUGGACAUCAAAAAAAGAAUCGAAGAAAUCUACAACAACAAUAAGGAAAUGUACGGCAUUGAACGAGAUGAAGCUACUGUAAAUGCAUUCGAGGAAGAGGCCAUGCAGAGACUUAGGAGAGAAGUCGAGGAAGAUGACGUGGUGGGUUUCGAUCAUGACUCAACGACAUUGGUGGACCAACUUACUAAAGGGGAUCCUAAACUCGAUGUCAUUUCAAUCAUCGGAAUGGGCGGGUUGGGCAAAACCACUCUUGCCAGAAAAAUAUACAAUAAACUUAGUGUCAAGGGGCACUUUGACUCCUAUGUAUGGGUGACUGUAUCUCAAGAUUUCAGAAUUAUGGAGCUGUUGCUUGAAAUUGUAAAGGAGUUGAGAAUUAAACUUGAAAAGAACUCAGACAAGAGUGUCGAUGGGUUAAAGAAGACGUUGCUCGAACAUUUGAAAGAAAAGAGAUACCUAAUAGUGAUGGACGACAUCUGGAGAACUGAAGUAUGGGAUAAGGUAAAAUCUAUUUUUCCUAAUUGCUUUAAUGGAAGCAGAAUAUUGAUCACUAGCCGAAAUAGAGAAGUGGCUUUACUUGCAAGCGAUCUUCGUCCCUACCCUCUCCCACUUCUUAAUCAAGAUGACAGCUGGGAACUCUUGAAGAAAAAGGUGUUUCGAAAUGGAGUUUGUCCUCCUGAAUUAGUAAUUCCAGGGAGACAAAUCGCAGAAGGUUGUAAGGGAUUACCCCUUUCAAUUGUGGUACUCGCGGGCCUUUUAGCAAAGAGGGAGAAGUCAUUCCACAUAUGGUCGAAAUAUGUUGAUCAUGUAACUAGUUUGGAUACUGAUAUGUGCCAGAAAGUAUUAUCCUUAAGCUACACGGAUCUGCCCCGACGCUUGAAACAAUGCUUUUUGUAUUUUGGUGUGUACCCAGAAGACUUCGAGAUCCCUGUAAAGUUCUUGAUGCACUUAUGGGUAGCGGAGGGUUUUAUAGAACACAAUGACCAUAGAUAUCCGGAGGAUGUUGCUGAAAUCUACUUGGAGGAGCUCAUUGAUCGAAGCUUGAUCCAAGUGGCUAGGAGGAGGUCAGAUGGAGGAGUAAGGACAUGCCGUAUCCAUGAUCUUUUGCGAGAAUUUUGCAUUAAGGAGAGUGCAGAAGAGAUGUUUUUUGCAGUUCAUUCAUAUAACCGUUCGUUACCGAACAAUUGCCGCAGGCUAUCCAUCCAAGUUAACAAUGCUAAGCAAUACAUUACUGACAACCCCUCUAUCCCUACAAGCGCCCGUUCUUUGUUCUUCUUUGUGGAUGAUGGUACUGUUAGCUUGAAGUGGGUCCAAAAGAAAUUCAAAUUUCUUCGUGUGCUUAAUGUUCAGAAAGUAGCAACUAGAGAAUUAGGAGGAAGCAUAGCAAAAUUUAUCCAUUUGAGGUACUUGACGAUACGAUUCUCUUCUGAUACAACUGUUUUUCCAGAUUCUAUUUUCAAGCUUACGAAUCUAGAGACUCUUUACGUAGAGGGCAAUACAAGCGUGCAAUGUUUGCCAAAAGGGAUAUUUAAACUGAAAUGUUUAAGAAAUCUGUAUCUGCCUGGUUGGGGAGACGGAUUUUAUUCGGGAUGUUUAUUUGAACCUUGUGAUUCGGAGGAAGCUCUGGGGAAACUCCAAGUACUUUCUGGCGCAACAAUUUACUAUGAUCCUCAAAACCGUAUUUUCCCUGCCAUACUGGAAAAGUUUCCUAAUGUUAGGAAAUUGAAAACACGAAUUGUGGACAAGAAGCAUCGUGGUGAUGGCAAAGAAGUACUUUAUAUUCCAAGCCUCCACCAUUUAGCUCAUCUUGAAAUAUUGCACAUUACGAGUGAUGGUGAUGAUAAUGAUCGGACGCGAAUGAGUACAAGCAGAUUCACCUGUUCUCGGAAUUCAUUUCCAGCGAGAAUCACCAAACUAACCUUAACGGGUGUUGUCUUAAAAGUCGAAUGCGUGACAGUGCUGGGACAGCUUCCCAGUCUUCGGAUACUGAAACUAGAAGAAGCAAAUCCUAGAUUAUCUGAUGAAAGUAUUCACCCUACCCGAACUAUUGAGAUUGACCAGUUUGCGAUCUAUGGAGGUGAUAGAAUGUGGAAGUUUGGCUAG
Molecule: messenger RNA, 2663 nt
Organism: Corylus avellana
Lineage: Eukaryota; Viridiplantae; Streptophyta; Magnoliopsida; Fagales; Betulaceae
Source: RefSeq, a predicted model, not a curated record